Messenger RNA from Haliotis rufescens (red abalone), 2359 nucleotides. RefSeq lists its product as uncharacterized. Gene Ontology annotation, molecular function: RNA ligase (ATP) activity. Gene Ontology annotation, biological process: response to reactive oxygen species. The record is from RefSeq and is a predicted model, not a curated record. The coding region runs from base 282 to 1640 and encodes 452 amino acids. The transcript is spliced from 9 exons. Gene Ontology annotation, cellular component: membrane. Lineage: Eukaryota; Metazoa; Mollusca; Gastropoda; Lepetellida; Haliotidae.
AUGGAAUUGUUAUAAUUUGACUGGGAUUUGUCUAUUAUUAGCCGCGCAUUUCGUUUUGGCGUGCGGGGGCUUAAAUACAGUAUAGUUGAAGUACACGCGCGUGUACAACAGGCAUACCUCUCGAUAAACGUAGCGCUGUGGCCUGGUCUGGGAAAGGGACGUAUACUGACUCGACCGCGAGGAGUGAAUGCCACGAAAACAGGUAUCUCGGAAACCGAUUUUCUUUAAUUUGAGGAACGGACGACACUGGCCCCCUUUUCAUGAUUGUGUGAGAGGUGAAGAUGAGUGAACAACAAAGGACAAAUCCUGUGCAGCAGAAGGUGAAGUGCCUGUUCGAGAUCAAUGUGGAACCUAAGGCCUCUGGGAAGCGCCCGAACCAACCUUUUCUCGUUGUAGCCUCGGACAAACUCCUUGUUGAAGUGAAGCAGCACAUCCUGGACACUGCCAUUGUUUCGGAGAAGAUUGAUGGCACUUGCUGCUAUAUUGCUGAGUAUGAAGGUAAGCCCUGGUUGUGGGCUCGACAUGACCGGAAGCUGAGUAAACCGGGGGACAGAAAGCUGAAGAAGUAUUUAUCGGAAAAAAAGGCCUGGUGCGAAGAUGGGGAGAUCGGAGACAGGCCCACCAUUGCCUGGGACAUCGAGAUAGACUUCAAGGAAGUCCCCAGUCAAUGGAUUCCAGCAUUGGAAGUGUCAGUUGAAUUUGGUGUCCCUCAACCUGAUGAGCAUGGACAUAUCCCAGGUUGGGUGCCCGUGGACCCCAACCAGCGACAACACCUAUGGCACCUGUCCUCUGUAGACCUGACCAAGGGACUGGGGCUUGUACUGAGACAAACUGCAGAGGGCCUCUGUAUUGACUGUGUGGCUCUGAUAGAGCUCCUUGGCAACACUGUGGAGCUCAUUGGAACAAACAUCAAUGGAAACCCUUACAAGAUUGGUAACAGGCAGAAGCCAUUGCAUCUCCUGGUUGUCCAUGGAAGCAUGACCUUGAACUGUCCUCGACCUCCGACCCGCGAUAAUCUUACUCAAUGGUUGAUGGAAAGUGAUGAGGGUCUAGUUGAGGGCAUCGUGUGGCACUGUGAGACUGGGGCAUUGUUUAAGCUUCAUCGCCAACAUGUUGGCUUACGAUGGCCUAUUGACCUCCCCCACCUCUCUAAGCAGACGGUCAAGAUUAAUGUGGAUGGAGCAGCCUAUGAAUUCAGUGAAGAGAGAUCCCUGUUUAAUCUCCUUGCAGCGAAAGGUGGCAUGACCUGUGAGAAGUUGUCAGAGCUGCACGAUCUUCUCUACCCUCAAACAUCUGACCCGGAAGAGACGUCGUCAGAUUGGUUAAACAGGGCCAGAAAUGUAGCUCCCUUUGUGGUAGGAGCUGUGGCUCUACCUGUAGCAAUACCUUUUGCUCUCUCUGCCGCGGGCUUCGGGGCCAGUGGAAUAGUGGCAGGAAGCUUGGCAGCACGAGCGAUGUCUGUAGCUGCUGUUGCUAAUGGAGGGGGCGUAGCUGCUGGAGGAGCUGUUGCUGUCUGCCAGUCGGUUGGUGCAGUGGGAAUGAGUUCUGCUGCCACUGCUGCUGCAAGUUCGGUUGGCGUUGCAGUUGUUGGCGCCUGGAAAGGCGCUACAUCUUUUUUCAAUCGGAGGAAUAACAAUUAGAAUGUUUAAUCAAUGGCAUAUUGAUUGAUUGUAUUGUUGGUCAUGUAUUAACUUAGGUGUGAUUCAUGCCCAGCUCGUUAUCUAUAUGGUUUAAAUUAAUGUGUGCGACUUAUUCCACUAGGUCCGCGUUCUUUAUGGACUAUUAAUUGAGUUAACUUAAUUACUGAACUUGCAGCUGAUUAAUGUAACCAGUAAACUUGGAACAGCGAUGUUUUAUGAUUUGCGUCCCUUAGGCAGGCCAGAAUCCUGUGAUUAUGUCGACAAUGAUAAAACCUGUUUCUUAUUAUUUGCAUUAAUUGGACUGUUGCUUGUCCACAUGAAGGUUAGGAUUGGCCUUCAACAACCCUUGCUUGUUGUAAGAGGCGACCAACAGUAUCUGUUGGUCAGGAACGCUGACUUGGUUCAUGCAUGUCUUCGCAUUCUCAAUUGCAUAGAACGAUGCUCAUGAUGUCAAUCACUGGAUUGUCUGGUCCAGACUCGAUUAUUUAAAGACCGCUGUCAUAUAGCUGGAAUAUUGCCGAGUGUGGCAUUAAACAACAAACAAACAAACAGGUCGUCGUCAUAUAUAGUUAGAAUAUUGAGUAGGUGAGACCUGAAACGACAACGGUAAGAAUGAUUUAUGUAUAGUUGUAUAUGCUUUAUUCAUUGGUAACUCUACCAUUGUCACCAUAUUGUCAUUUCAAUCAUUGUCACAGCACCAAUAAAGUCUAUCCUUGUUA